AUGAAUAACAGAAAGGUUAAAGUGCAUCGUGGAGAAGGUGUUUUUGACUAUUCUAAAUGGAAAGAUUUGAAAGUUGGAGACACAGUAAAGGUUGAAAAAGAUGAAUUUUUCCCUGCUGAUCUCUUCUUACUUUCAUCAAGCUAUGACGAUGCAAUUUGCUACGUUGAGACCUUGAAUCUUGUUGGAGAAACAAAUCUUAAGCUGAAACAAGCACCGGAAGAAACUUCAAAGUUGCAAGAAGACUCAAGCUUCCAAAAUUUUGAGGCUAUCAUCAAAUGUGAAGAUCCAAAUGCAAAUUUGUACUCAUUUAUAAGCAGCCUUGAUCUCCAAGAUCAACUGUAUCCUCUUGCACCUCAGCAGCUACUGCUUAGGGACUCAAAGCUGAGGAACACAGAUUUUAUCUAUGCUGUGGUAAUCUUUACAGGCCAUGAUACAAAGGUUAUGCAGAAUUCUACUGAGCCUCCAUCAAAGAGAAGCAAAGUUGAGAAACGGAUGGAUAAGAUCAUCUACUUUCUGUUCUCUGUCUUAUUUUUUAUUUCUUUUAUUGGUUCUAUUUUCUUUGGGAUUGCAACAAGGGAGGACCUUGAAAAUGGUGUAAUGAAGAGAUGGUACCUUAGACCAGAUGAUACCACAAUUUACUUUGAUCCAAAGAAAGCACCAGUUGCAGCAAUUCUGCAUUUCUUGACUGCACUUAUGUUGUAUAGUUACUUGAUUCCGAUAUCAUUGUAUGUCUCCAUUGAAAUUGUGAAAGUUCUUCCAAGCAUUUUCAUCAACCAGGAUGUUCACAUGUAUUAUGAGGAAACUGACCAGCCAUCACAUGCUCGUACCUCAAAUUUGAAUGAAGAACUUGGCCAAGUUGAUACUAUACAUUCAGAUAAAACAGGAACUUUGACUUGCAAUUCUAUGGAAUUUGUCAAGUGUUCGCUGAGUGUCUGGAACACGGUCUCGACGUCCUUCUUGUGA
Gastrolobium bilobum is the source of this 963-nucleotide messenger RNA. RefSeq names its product putative phospholipid-transporting ATPase 9. The transcript has a single exon. NCBI's taxonomy places the organism in Eukaryota, Viridiplantae, Streptophyta, Magnoliopsida, Fabales, Fabaceae. Bases 1 to 963 code for a protein of 320 amino acids. Gene Ontology annotation, cellular component: plasma membrane. The record is from RefSeq and is a predicted model, not a curated record. Gene Ontology annotation, biological process: phospholipid translocation. Gene Ontology annotation, molecular function: ATPase-coupled intramembrane lipid carrier activity.